UUUUUAAAUAAAGUUUGUUUUGGCGCAGACUCACUUGAACAUGGCCGUCCUAGCAACCUGUGGUUGUGACGACGAACUCUUCUCGGAGGAGGGAGAAGAACCCAGGAUCCAGCAAGGAUGUUCCCCAGCACAUUGUGACGACAAGGCGCGCAAACAGAGAGUCGUGCUUUUUCUGCGAGAAGCUGAGAAGAACAGGAUACUGAUUGAAAAGUUGGGGAACGAGAGGACACUGAAGUGCAAAAAGUAUGGCUGGACAGAUGUGUGUGGAGACCUUGAGGAGUACGAGAACAGACUGGAGAAAGAGAGAAAUGCUGAACGGGCGGGUCUUCAAAAGCAGCUCAUGAAAAUUCAGAACGAUGUGCGAAAAUUCCAGAGUCAUCUAACUGAUGUGAAGCCAACUCCAGAGUUGAUUGAAAGGCUUAAAGACAUCAUGUCAGAUUUGGAAACCUCAAUAAAUUCUUUAAAGGAGGAGCAGCGUUCAUGUUUUGAGGAGUAUUUGAAAGAGGAGAUGAUAGUCCGACUGGAGAUCUCUGCUUAUGAAAAGAAAAUUGAAAACUGGAGUCUUCCUUUAAAGUCAAAUCCUAAGAUACACACAGCCUCCCAUACUAAGAUUAAACUCCACAACAGAGACCUCCCAGCUGAGGUCAGAGCACCAGAGGAUUUCCUGCAGAAGACAGGAGGUCCUAAUGGAGGAUGGGAUCAAUGUGACCACCAAGUCUUUUUAAGAAUCUGGACGAAGCACGGUGGACAAACGUCCUACAGGAACGAGGCCAAACUGCACCUACCAGACAAAACAGCGGAGGAGAUAAAACAGCAUGAGGGCUGGCACCUAGAGCUGCUCUCGCUUCAGGAUCAAAAGAAAAAAGCCAUUCAGCUUUGGAAAGCUAGUAAACAACGAGAAAAUCAAACGAGGAAACACAACCAGGAGGAAACUGAGAAAACACAAAGAGCCGACGAGGAGGCGAGGAUCCUGGCUGAGAUGCAUAGGUCUAAAGAGGAAAGGAGAGAAGUAGCACGGCAACUGGAGAAGUGGAGAGAGGAGAAGAAGAGGAAAGAGGAACAAGAAGAGGAACAAAGAGUUGCGAAGGAGAUUCAAAGAAGAAAACUAGAGAAGGAGAAUUGUCGUCGGCAGAUGGAGGUGAAACUAGCCGUAGUAGAGCAGCUGAAAAUGAGGAGAGAAGUGGAGGAGGAAGAAGCGAGGAGAAGGAGAGAGGAGGAACAGAAAGAAACAGAGGAGAGAAGAAGAGAGGCUGCAAAGGUCAUUAAACUAUUUCAGGAAAGGGAUCUUCGCAAGGUGGAAGCAAAGCUCCACGAGAAACAUUUAAGAGAAAAAGAAGAAGAGGACAGACAAGAAAAAAUUGCUUCCAAACUAAAAGAGAAGGUUAAUGAACAUAUCAGCAGAGACCCCUCCAGGUUAAUUCGUCCUACUAAAGGUUGGCAAGAGCGAAUGAAACACAUUGGGCCAUCAGGAAAUGGACCUCUCCUUCAAAUGUUUCACAAAGCUGUUCCUACUUGGAGGCAAGGCCUGUGAGGAUCCUGUCCUGACAGAGUAGAACAAUCCACUUAAUUUGGGGAUAAAUCAGAUUUUAAGGCUCAAUAAUUUUGUUCUUUUUUAGAUGUUAUUUCAAAUAAAAUAUUUCAUGAUUGCAUCAUCAGAAA
Molecule: messenger RNA, 1659 nt
Organism: Oryzias melastigma (Indian medaka)
Lineage: Eukaryota; Metazoa; Chordata; Actinopteri; Beloniformes; Adrianichthyidae
Product: coiled-coil domain-containing protein 112
Exons: 14
Coding region: 41-1531 (496 amino acids)
Source: RefSeq, a predicted model, not a curated record